CCACACCAGCAACGAAAGAAAGGAGGGGUAUUGCCGAGCGAGUGGAGGUCACGUGGGCGUGCGGCUGUGGGGAAGACCACCACGCGCAGCGCUGGUUGCCAGUGAGUGUGCAGCUGCUGGAGCCGGGGGACGUUCACGAGCAGCCAAGAUGACGGCGGUGAGCGGGAAGGCGGCGCUCCAGUGUGACUUGUUGACCUGGUUGAACGUAUCCCUGCAGACCGAGUUCUCCGCGGUGGAGGAGAUCCGCUCAGGAGCCUGUUUCUGCCAGCUGAUGGACUGGCUCUUCCCGGGGUGUCUGAACUUGCGCAGCGUGAACUUCCAGGCCCAGGAUGAGAGUGAGUUUGUCAAGAACUACAGCAUUUUGGAAGCCAGUUUCAGGAAGAAAGGGGUGACGAAGACUGUUCCAGUCCCAAAGUUAGUCAGAGGGAAACGUCGAGUCAUUUUCAACUUCCUGAGAUGGUUUAAGAAGUUCUUUGAUGCCAACUUCUCUGGUCAGUCGUACGAGGCCAUGGACGCUCGCGAAGGACAAGCCAUUGUACCCGUGAAGACUGCGCUGGGCACCUCUCAGAAGACGAAUCCUGGAAAUGAACCAGAACCUCUUGUGACGAGAGUGAAAACGGAACCGGAGUCUGAGGAGGCCAAUGAGAACACGCCGAAAAAACGCAUUGUCUUCCGCAGCCAAUGGCAGAAGACUUUCAAUUGGGUCCGGCCCAGCAAGCUGGGAGAUGUCUACGCCUACUGCCAAACCUGCGACCUCAACCUGAAUAUCACCGAAAUGGGCAAGGGGGACCUGAGGCGGCAUGAGCAGACCCAGAAGCACCAGAAGAGUGUCAAGAGCAGUUGUGAAGGACGUCUCUGCAGCACCGGGGUUCUGCGGUUCAUCAAGAAGCACUGGGCAGGAUGGGAAGCUGCCAAGACGGGUUCUGACGGAGACAGGGUGCCGUCCCACCCGGAGAGGCACGUUCUGGGACUUGGGCAUCUGCAGGGCCUGGCGUCAAUCUGCACCAAAACACCAUACUGUGUCUACCUGUAUUGCAGGGUGGAUCUAGGCGGCGCCAAGAGCGCCGACGUUAUCCUCUUGGGCUUUUUUGAUGUGGAUGCUGGAAAGCACCUCAUCCGGCUUCUUGACGUUGUCCAGCCCGAGGAGGAUGCUGCCCACACUGCCAACAGCCUCAUCAAAACCCUGAAGACUUCCAAGAUCCCGACCGUCAAACUUGCUGCUUUCCAUGUGGCUGGGGAGGAUGAGUUUGCUGAGCAGGUGGCGUCACAUCUCAAAGGUCUCCUUCCCCAUGCAGUGUCGCUUGUUGGCUUGUAUAGUCUCUCUGAUAGGGCUUGCAGGACCAUCAUAGAAACACACUCCAGCCUGGUUAAGGAGCUUGUCAUGGAACUGUACCACCACUACUCCUCCUGCUCUAGCACCGACGACAACCUAAAAGAGCUUUUUGGCAGCGUGGGUGUGAGGCCGCCAGUCCUCAGCCACUGUUUGGUCUUCUGCCAGAUAGUCUGCAAGAUUCUUGGAAUGUGGUCGGACCUCGCCACAUACUUCAAGUCUUGCGACCCCACAGAUAACCGGACCAAGAAAAUUAGUGCCCAUCUGGAGAACCUUCACAUGAAGGCAACGGUCAUGUUCCUAAGCCAUGCCCUUCAGCCUCUGUGUGAUUUCCAGGAGCAGCUUGAAAAGAGAGAAGGCAGAAGGGAGGAUUUGGUUCACGUCCUGCUGGAAGCCAGUGAUCUGCUCCGCUCGUACGCGGCCAGCUUCCUCCACUCCAGUGCUGCCAUCAAGUUCCUCAAGGAACGGGACAUCAGUGUGCUGAAGAGUAAGAAGUCUCACCUGCCGGAUGCUGAGGUCAAUGUUGGAGUGGCUGUGGAGGACUUCCUUGAAGAGCACAAGGAGGCCCUGGCUGACAUGCUGCCGACCUUUGCAGAGGGUGCCAUAUCAUUCUAUGUGUCGGUCACAGCUGCCGUGGCAGAGAGCCUACCUUUGAAUGAAGGCAGCUUGAGAAAUGUGUCCAAGCUGUUGAGUCCUUCGCGGGUGUUGAAGCUCACGGGGAAGGCGUUGCUGGAGUUGGGAGCUGAAUUCUGUCUCCGUGACAUCAAAAGAAAUGCCACCCAGCUCACCAACGACCUGGUACAUUACCAGCUGGAACUGGGGAAGGAGUCCUCCCAAGACUUCCAAGAGUUGGUCCCAUGUCUGGAACAGCACUGGAGUGCAGCCCUGAAGGCCAUGCCACCGACGUCCAUCUUGCGGACCCUGGUUCUUACCCUGCUGGCUCUGCCCUGCCCGCCUCUGAAAGCCGAGAAGGUCUUUGCCCAGGCACUGGAGAUCAGGGAUGCUCACCGACCAGCUGAGAUCAGGUCUGAGGGCGAGUCCGACGUCAGCCGAGAACUGGACCUGUGCGACGGCGAAGCUCCCGCUGAAAACAAGCAACCGUCGCUGUCCGAGAAAGGUCAUCCAGAGAUGUCUGGUGGCCCGUGUUCCUUGGAUGUGAUCGAGCUGACUGAAACCAUCAGGCCGUGUACCGUGUUACUGGAGAAAAUCAGCCAAAUAAACCCCAAGGAACCGGUCAUCUGUAUUGAUGACGAGGUGAUCUGGACAGGCUCCUAUCAGCAGGACAAGAAGGAGAGCUGCACGGUGACUCCUGUCCGGCCGAUCUCCAGCAAGCCGGGCUCUGGCAGGAAGAAGUUGUACCCGUACCUGGACGGGAAAGGCUUCCGGGUUGGAGAGCUCGUGUGGGGCAAGGUGAAGGGCUUCUCCUGGUGGCCCGGCAUCGUGGUCGGCUGGAGGAGCAAGUCAGUCCCGGUGGCCGUCCGCCGUGUCGAGUGGUUCGGCGACGGAAUGUUCUCAGAGAUCUACACGGAGUGCCUCCUGCCCUUCGGCGCCUUCACAAAGUGCUUCUGCAACAACUCGUUCGCCAGCCUGCCCACCUACAAAUCGGCCGUGUUCCAGGCGCUGGAGCUGGCGGCAAUGAGGAGCAGUAAGGUGUUCCCUCCGCUCACUGAGGAACACCAGGAAGAUGAGCUCAAGGCCAUGCUGGACUGGGCCUUCGACGGUUUCAGACCCUCCGGACCGCAGGGUUUCCAGCCCCCCCCGGACCCGUGCGACACAGCCGUCUCAGCGAAGCCAAACCACCUGGACACGGCGCUUUCGGACUACCAGCCUCCAGCCAAGAGGAAGAACGUACAGAAGAGCCGUGUGUGCGCCGAGCUGGACUUCAGCAGAGAACAAAUGGUGCAAGAAGUCACUGUGAAAGGAAAAAACAUUGAAGACUUUUGCCUCUCAUGUGGCGCAUCCAACAUCGAGAUUUUCCACCCGCUCUUCAAGGGGAGUCUGUGUCUCAAGUGUAAGGACAACUUCAUGGAGACGCUGUACCGCUACGAUGAGGAUGGGUACCAGUCCUACUGCACCGUGUGCUGUGCCGGCCUCGAGGUCAUCCUGUGCGGCAAUGCCAGCUGCUGCCGCUGCUACUGCAAGGACUGCCUGAACAUCCUGGUGGGGCCGGGCACCUUCGAGCAGCUCAUGGAGGUGGAUCCCUGGAACUGCUACAUGUGUGUCCCCCCCAAGCGCUACGGGGUGCUCAGCUGCCGGCCCGACUGGAGCGUCCGAGUGCAGGAGUUCUUCGUCAACAAUAGCGCCAUGGAAUUCGAGCCUCACAGAGUGUACCCGUCCAUCCCGCCCAGCCAGCGCCGGCCACUCCGGGUCCUGUCCUUAUUCGAUGGCAUUGCCACAGGCUAUCUGGUGCUGAAGGACCUGGGCUUCAAAGUGGAGCGCUACAUCGCGUCAGAAAUCUGCGAGGACUCCAUCGCCGUGGGCAUGAUCAAACACGAAGGGAAGAUCGAGCACGUGAAUGACGUGCGCAACAUCACCAAGAAACAUAUUGCUGAAUGGGGUCCAUUUGACCUCCUGAUCGGUGGGUCCCCCUGUAACGACCUGUCCAUGGUGAACCCGGCUCGCAAGGGUCUCUACGAGGGCACCGGGAGGCUGUUCUUUGAGUACUAUCGCCUGCUGACGCUGCUGCGCCCCCGUGAGGAUGAGGACCGCCCUUUCUUCUGGCUCUUCGAGAAUGUGGUGGCCAUGUCUUCCCGCGACAAGACCGACAUCUGCCGGUUCCUCGAGUGCAACCCGGUUCUGAUUGAUGCCGUGAAAGUGAGUCCAGCCCACAGAGCCCGCUACUUCUGGGGCAACUUGCCCGGAAUGGACAGACCCCUUGCUGUGUCGCAGAAUGACAAGGUGGACCUUCAGGAUUGCCUUGAAGUCGGACGCACAGCCAAGUUCAACAAGGUGCGUACCAUCACCACUAAGUCCAACUCCAUCCGGCAGGGCAAGACGGGACCGCUCCCGGUCACCAUGAACGGCAAAGAUGACUACCUGUGGUGCACAGAGCUGGAGAGGGUCUUCGGCUUUCCCAAGCACUACACCGACAUAAACAACAUGGGCCGCUGUCAGAGGCAGAAGGUUCUGGGCCGGUCCUGGAGCGUCCCAGUGAUCCGGCACCUGUUUGCACCCCUCAAGGACUACUUUGCCUGCGAGUGAGAGUGUCAUCCCCCUCGACCCCCCCCCCCCAACCCUUGUCCUCCUGACUCCCCUGUGCAUCAGCGCGCGCUGAUUGAAGUGGGAGUCAGCAGACGGAUUGUCAAUGAGGAACCCCCCCCCCCCCUUACCGCCUCCCUGCUUCAGUAAAUGAAUGAAUGAACUGUAGAGAUGUUGGCAUUUCACACAGACACCGAUUCCACAGAAUACCUCAUUUGUUCAGUUUUAUUUGCUUUUUUAAAUUUUAUACGGUCAACAUUCCAGUGGAGUCCACUUUUUACUGUUGAAUAUUUAAAAUUGCUUUUAAAACUGGCUCUGCCACCUACCUCACCGCUGUCCUGUCUGCUGUGACUGACUCAGCGUCUGUAGAAACAUGAAUUUACCCUUCCUCUCUAUUUAUAACUCAAUAACAGUGCACAAUAGUCCUCAACCACUUGUUUAUUUUUUAAUUUUUUUUUUUUUAAACUUGUACUGUAUGUGUUG
Messenger RNA from Scleropages formosus (Asian bonytongue), 5011 nucleotides. It is a transcript of the gene dnmt3ba, whose product is annotated as DNA (cytosine-5-)-methyltransferase 3 beta, duplicate a. The record is from RefSeq and is a predicted model, not a curated record. The transcript is spliced from 25 exons. Gene Ontology annotation, biological process: negative regulation of transcription by RNA polymerase II. Bases 149 to 4531 code for a protein of 1460 amino acids. Gene Ontology annotation, molecular function: protein binding; DNA binding; DNA (cytosine-5-)-methyltransferase activity, acting on CpG substrates. Lineage: Eukaryota; Metazoa; Chordata; Actinopteri; Osteoglossiformes; Osteoglossidae. Gene Ontology annotation, cellular component: nucleus.